Colletotrichum aenigma is the source of this 2934-nucleotide messenger RNA. RefSeq lists its product as uncharacterized. Gene Ontology annotation, cellular component: nucleus. Bases 1 to 2934 code for a protein of 977 amino acids. Gene Ontology annotation, molecular function: protein heterodimerization activity; histone binding. The transcript has a single exon. NCBI's taxonomy places the organism in Eukaryota, Fungi, Ascomycota, Sordariomycetes, Glomerellales, Glomerellaceae. The record is from RefSeq and is a predicted model, not a curated record.
AUGGAGCCUCCAGCCAAGCGACCGAGGACCGGCCCAUCACCCCUGGGUCAACAACAAAAUGACGAGGACGAUGAGCUCAACUACGAGCCGGAAGAGGUGUCUCAGAUGCGGGAUCCCGGCUACCAGCUUGAAAAGUCUCGGAAUUUCGCAGCCUUCAAACUGAAGUCAACAUUUGAGCACAUAUUCGCAAAAUACGAAAAGGACUUCACGGGCAUUGGUGACGAGAUUGACCUGAAAACUGGCAAGGUUGUCAUCAAUAAUGGUCACUUGGAGAACAUGCGACAUGAGAGGGAUAUGGGCGUUCCGGAUGAGGAAGAGGAGGAAGACGAGGGAAUGCUUCUGGAAGAGGCUUUUGGCUCUGAUGACGAAGAGGAAGAUGAUGAGGAGCAUGGAACCGAAACUGUAGGUCAGCCCGACGAAGAGGAGGAAGAGAGAAUUCUGCACGGGAAGAAGGGCGGAAGUACUUCUACAGCUCUUGUUCGCAGACCAAGUACCGAAAUUCAGCGAUGCCCGAGUCUAUCAAGUAUUGGAGGGUUAGGGUCAGAGCAGCGACUGUCAAGUCUCGUGGCGCCGCGCAGGCCGGGGUCGAGCAGCUCGGUUCUCCCCGGGAGUGUCUGGGGCGCAGAUCCAGAGCCCGCCGACCCGACAUGGAAGGUUCCCGAGAUUCGCAAACCAAAAGUUGGCGAUAGUCUGAUGGCGAACAUGCACGGCUCGAGAUAUCGCUUCCCUAUCAGUUACCAGUCUAUCUGGUCCUCAAGGCCAGACACGGAGGAGGAGAAGAUGACCGCUGAUCCCGCCCGAAUCGACAUGAAGAUGCUGUCACGCGCGCGGCAAGAGUCCAUGAGAGUGGGAAGGCCUACGUCGAUGAAACUUUUACAAGCGUUCACUGCCCAGGAUGACGACAACGACGACGACAUUCUCGGUGUUUCAAUUGCGGAGCGGGCACCAAGGGCCGAGAAGAAGAAAGAACCAACAUCGACUGGAGAUCGGGAACCAAGUGUUGAAACAUCAGACAAAAACGCUGAGGAAGACCAGCCUGUGGUAUUUGUUGAAGAUUCAGCAACCCAGGAAGCACCGACAAAGCCGUUCCCCUCUCAAAAAGAAGCUACAAGCAAAUUGAAGCAACAAAAACCAUCGAAGGGACAGCAAGGAAAGGAGAAACUGCAAGCCAUUCAGGCCAAAGUACAGCCAGCAGAAAACCACGUCGAACCAGGCAAAGUACAGUCUGCAGAGCUGGCUGAUGCAGCUGAGAUCUCGUCAGAGACACCUAACUUCGUUACGAGCGACGAGGGUCAGAGAUUACCAAAGCAGAAGCUUGUCAUCGAAUUGCUAUCAAAGACCCCUCCGCCGGGAGAAGUUACAGAGGUGCUAGAGCCUGAGGAUGCCGAUACCUACGGGUUGAAUGAAGCCUUCGAGCUUCCGACACAAUCGGAUACAGCAGGCCCUGGAGAAAUCCCCGGAGCUUCUGAGCUGCAGAUUGAUCCGGACACAAUUAUGCCUGAGACAGACAGCAGUUCCGCAGCGAAGCCCUCCGAAACCACCGAGAACCAACCCAGCAAAGCCCCUGAACCACCAAAAGAGAAAUUCGUCAGACACCAAAUCGACCCCUCCUACGACUUCUCGGACGACGAGGAGGGCAUUCCUACUACGCGAGUCGCAGCGAGGACCCAGAAACCUGCUCCAGCCUCCCCUAUCGGAAAUACGAAUGCCCCAGUCCCAAAUGAUAUCGAAUAUGUGGCUUCUACGUCUAAGGUGCCAUUAAAUGAUGCAGAGACAACGACAGCCAAUGAGGAGGAGGAGGAAGAUGGUGAAGACCAGAUCCAGAGUUCACCGGCGACUCCCCUUGCAGACAAGCUGGACGGGAUGAAUCUUGACGCUCCGCAGCCGGAAACGCCGAAAGAGCCAGCCGAGACCCCGGAAGAGCUCCUUAACGCGGGAGGGCACAGUUCUCCGAGAGAAAGCACCGAAGAUCCGACCACAAUGGAGCAGCGGCCCGUCGCAGAACUCGAUGAGGAAGAUACAGUCCUACCAGACGUUGAGACAGAGGAACCAGAGGUGGCAGACAGGGCCGAAGCAUCGUCCAGCACUGUCAACGCACCCAUCGCCAUCCCCGAAGACGCACAUCUCCCAGACAGUCAAGACAACCAAGAAGAAGGCUUCUCCGUCCCUCUCUUGGACGACAUCGGCGCAGAAAGCGCAACGGAGCCCGAGGCUGAACCUGAGCCAGAGUCAGUGGAUAUCGAACUGCCAGCUCUCCCCUUCCCAACCCAUAACCCAGCAUCAAACCCGCCCCGUUCAAAACCUGGCCGUCCCAGAAAGUCCAACGCAGUCCCAGAAAACGGCGCGACGUCCCCGAUGCGAACCCUCAACCUCAACUCAAGCAGCCCCCUCAAACGCCGCGCCUCAAACGCCCUCAAACCACGCAAAUCAGUCAAAUUCAACAAGAAGCCAUCCUCCCCUGCGGCCUCCACCACUCACCACCACGAACAGCCCUCCCUUCCCGCCGCCCCUUCUUCCUCCACCAUCAAAGCCUCCCCGCGCACGCCUUCCGCCCGCCGCUCCUUCAUCUCCCUCCUCUCAGACGACGAAGACGAACUCACUCUCGACCUCUUCAAGUCCUGGACAAACACCAGUGGCGGCUCCGCCCCGGGCUCCAGUGGCCGCAAAAAGACGUCCUACGCGCCCGUGCUACUCGCCGGCCCGCAGACCAAGAUCACGACGCCCAUGAAGCAGCGCAGCCACAACGUCGGAAGUGGCGGGGGGACGGACAGGGGCAAGAAGCGCAAGGCGGCGUGGGCCUUUGCUGUGACGCCGACAAAGGUGCAAUUCGGCAGUCCAUCCGGCUCGCUUGUCAAGACGCCCGGUGGACAUAUGAGGCGGUGCGGAGAGGAUGGAUUCAAAUGCGAUAGAGAUUUUUGCUUUACGUGUCUGUAG